AAACAGUUAUGCAAUCAAUGGACUGCAUGUUUGCAUGAAUUGUUUGAAUCGUUUGUAUAUUUUGUGGUGAAUUGUCCGCAAAAAUGAGUGAAUCUGACGCCAAAAGUGAUGCUUUGACCACAAGUUUGGAUUCACUGCUCAUUAAAAGCAGUGCUAAACCCAAACGCAAGAAUUCGGAGAAACGUAAGGAGAAGUCGAGGAAAGCCGCCCGAGAGAGGAGAAGCCAGGAGUCGAAGAUCUUCGACCAAAUGGAGGCUUUGCUUCCAAUCCCCACAAAGACUAUCAAUCACUUGGAUAAGGCAUCCCUCAUACGACUUGCCAUUAAUUACUUGAAAAUCAGGAAAGUUAUCGAACCAAUCAAGAUUGUAUCCAAUUUCAAGACCGAAAGCGAGCCGUAUAUCGAGGAUUAUUCGGCCGCCAAAGCGCUCAAUGGAUUCCUAUUAGUUCUGUCCAAAGAGGGAGAUAUGGUUUACUUAUCUGAAAAUGUGGACAAAUAUCUGGGUUUGAAUCAAAUCGAUUUAAUCGGUCAAAGUAUAUAUGACUUCAGUCAUCCGUGCGAUCACAAUGAUAUCAAAGACAUACUGGCGCUCAAGAAUAUGAAGAAUUGCGAUGAGAGUAAUGACCACAAAAGCAAUCCCAUGUUUGGCUCAAUAUUUGUGCGAAUGAAGUGUACGCUCACUAAUAAAGGGAGAAAUCUUAACCUCAAAUCAGCCAAUUAUAAGGUAAUCCAUUGCAGCGGACAUCUCAAGAGUAUUAAUGAUUCGGAUGAGACACCGGAAGCUGCCGAGUGUUUGACGCAUACAUCAACUUAUUAUAUGAUUACUAUUUGCGAACCUAUAGACCAACCGAUGUCUGUCGACAUGCCUUUCAGUUGUGAUGUGUUUAUUAGUCGACACUCUUUGGACAUGAAGUAUACACAAGUUGACGACAGCAUUAAUAAAAUAAUUGGCUAUAACUCGGAAGAGUUGACCGGAAAAUCUCUUUUCAAUUUCUUUCAUGCGUUAGAUUUACAGCAAUUAGAAAAGUUCUUCAAAACUCGAUGUGUAGUCCUUGACCUCAAACUCAUACAACUCCUGAUUAAGUUGUUCUCCAAAGGACAGAGUCAUUCCAAUUACUAUAGAUUUUUGGCCAAAUCUGGUGGUUAUCUCUGGUUACUAACUCAGGCGACGCUUACGACAGACACCCAUUCAUCUCAACCACAAUCUGUUGUUUGCGUUAAUCAUGUCAUCAGUGGAAUUGUAAACGAGAGAGAAAUCGUGAGCGAAGAGCAGUGCUUUGAGAAGAGUGUAGAAAACGCUCGACUUUUGCCACAAUUGAAGCCUGCAUUUGAAGAGACAUCCACUCGAGCUCAGACCCCAUUUGUGUCGAGUACUAAAACAGUGUUUGCGCCCAAAACUGCUGAUAUGGAUAGUGGUUUCAUUGUCUUCGAUAACGCCAAUCACAUGACAUAUCUCUCAGAUCCCGAAGACUUGACUCAUUUAGCUCCAGAAGCUACAGGUGACGACUUUUGUGUUCCCUUUCCCGGACUUUUGGCCGAAUUCAAUGAAUUGAACUUUUUUGAGGAAGUCUUUCUCAAUCAAAACGUCUCGAAUGCUAACCUUUUAAGCGAAGGAGAAAAAGUGAAAUUUAAUGAGGAAUGUCUUCAGCACAUGAAUGCCAUCAAUAUGUAUAACUCUAACGAUGACUUGAACGAGACUUUUAUCAAACCUAACGAUAACACUCUUUAUAAGACUAUUACUCAAAACUUCGUUAAAAGUUAUCCAGCCUUUAGAGACGCGGAUAGCGUGGAGGACUCGCCACUGCCUAACGAUCCUCUUCUCUCCUAUCACGAAGAGAUGCUCUCAAGUUCUUCAUCUGCCGACUCAUCCGAUCCGUAUUCAAGUGAAACCAAUUCUCCACUCAAUAUCUCGUCUCCCAUUUUAAGCCAGACGUCGAACUUCUUUUGCAAAUCUCCGACCGAAGAGGUCUCCAAAUUGAAUAUUAAUGAGAAAAAUGAUUUACUGGACGACAAAGUGCUUGAGAUGAGAGCGCCGUAUAUUCCCAUCGAUGAGGACUUCCCUCUACUACUGGAAGAAGGCUUACAAAUGAAUUACUCGAACGCAAACAUCGAUGAAUUCAUUCCUUUCGACAACAUUUCUGGCGAUAAACCGCUGAACGCUUCCGAUUCUAGCAAUAAGUAUCCAAUGUUUGAGAAUCCAUUGCCACAGAAAAGCAAUUGUUUAGAACUUUUGCUUCAAAAGGAUUUGAAGCAGAAGAGCCCGAAAAAUGUGACGAAUGGUUACUCGAAAUACUCAAACAUUGAUAGAAGUGAUCGCCAGAAGUCAUCAAAUGUUUAUAAUAUUAAUAAUAAUAGCCAUAAGUCUGUGAACGUGAAGAGCAACGCAAACCAUCGUUUAGGUGAUGGACAAGACAUGCGAUAA
This is a messenger RNA of Oppiella nova, 2420 nucleotides long. NCBI's taxonomy places the organism in Eukaryota, Metazoa, Arthropoda, Arachnida, Sarcoptiformes, Oppiidae. The record is from the annotation of a GenBank genome assembly.